AUGUCGUUGUCGAAGGGGGAACACUUGAAGGUGUGUGUGGGGGAUAUGAUUGACGCGCGGUUUAAGGUCAUUGGUGAGUUGGGCGCCGGCAACUUCUCGAAGGUCUACUGCUGUUAUGAUGUUACCGGGCAGCGUGGCGUGAAGGUUGCGUUGGUGGCGUUAAAAAUCAUUAAGCGCGAUUAUAGGGAGGAUGCCUACUGUGAAAGGAAUAUGUUGGAGAUACUUAAUGAGAAGCACUUGGGGGGGUUGGCGGUAUGUCGGAUGUUUGAGUUCUUUGAAUGGCGGCGUUGCCCGGUGUUUGUAAUGUCCAUCCACGGCCCGUCGCUGCGCACACGACGUCUUGGCUACCAGAAUGGUGUCGUUACGCGAGCGAAGCUCGUAGAGCUUUCCUAUUCUCUUCUGACGACGUUUCGACACAUUCACUUUGACUGCCGCAUUGUGCACACUGAUGUGAAGCCGGACAAUAUUCUUUUAGCGGACCUUAAUCCUCCCAAAUAUUCCUUAGGCACCAAGUGGGUGGUGUGCGACUUCGGUAGUGCCUCACUUUGGCGCAUGGACCGCCUUGACGCAGAUCUGAUAUCGACCCGCCCGUACCGUGCGCCGGAGGUCGUGCUUGGCAACCCAUGGUUUUACGCCGCCGACGUGUGGAGCAUAGGGUGCAUUCUAUACGAGGUUGCCACGGGGCAGCGGUUGUUCGAUGUGUGCGACGAUGUCACGCACCUGCAGCUGAUGGAGAAACGCUUAGGACCCCUUCCAGCGUUAUUUAAGAAGAACUCAAAGUAUUCGGGUAGGUAUUUUACGGAAAGUGGGGAGUUUCUACACACGUCGGAGUUGAUACGGGCUGGAAGGGUGAUGAACACGCGAAAGCUGGCAGAUGUUUUCCACGAUGAUCCCGAGCUGUACGACCUCAUUGCCUCCAUGCUUAUAUAUGAUCCAUUGCAGCGUGCCACCACAAAAGAGGCUCUAGAGCAUCCUAUUUUUUACAACCACUUUAGUAAGAAAACGGAUCUCAUAGAAAAUGGUUUGGAGAAUGGGGAUGAGAAUUCAAUCGGCUUCCCACGGGCAGUGCCGCCCAAUAACAAUGAAACGGUGUACGUCGCGGGAGCAAGGCAGGUUGGUGGCCUGUCUUGGGUAGAGAAAAAAACUCUGGCAAAGCGUGGGAGUUUAACCUCGGCGACGCACACAAGCUAUAAUACUGGUCUGAACCCACACCCGCCAGCACAUCAGAUGAAGAUUGCUGCUGGAAUUCCGGAGUCGGGAAAAACAACACAAUCCCCUUGUGUUUAUAAAUCAUGCACAGAGGAGUCGCAUGCUAGUUUUUCAGAUUCCUUACACCCCUUCGCCGAAACGGACGUGAAACCUGUGCCAAACGCGGGCCAUCUCCCCGGAUGUUCCCUAACGUCUCAGAGAAAUAACAUGUUCUGCAAGGUAGACAGGCUUCCUGUGGCGUGCGCUUUGGCUAUAGAUGUACAGGAGAAGCAGGAAGGGUCAUUGCAAGGCACAAUGAGGUCAUGUGAGUUCCCGGCCCCAGUUUCUGCGGACAACAAAUCGGAGGGAACUUCUGUGGUUCGUACUCCCGCUGAACCUUCCCUUCCCUUGAUGUAUCCGUCAGAGGAGGUGUCUUUUUCUGUAGAGACCGCAAGCGAAUAUACGGACCCUCAUCUGAAUCCGCAUAAACAACCGCUGGAAGCAUCUGGGGCCCUAGUGGGGACAAAAUUGGUGGAGACAUCUCCGACUGAAGAGAUGACGAGUGCUAGAUCUCCAUUAGAGCCACUGACACAUUCGACGGAUCUGAAUGCGGAGACAAUACUAUGCCCGUCAAAACCCUUGUCUUCUGCGUCGGAGGUCGUCAAUUGUCCUGCUUUGUCACCAGAAGCAAAGGAAUCUAGUACGGGAAUGAUGCUGCACAGUUCGGCACUGCAUGUCCUUCGUAUACAGAAGGGGAACAGUGCAUCCAGUAGUAUUUCCAGGCGUUCAUCCCAUAUCACUGCAUCGAAGUUAGAGAAGCCGUCGUUUUUUUCCCCAUCACCGCAGCUGCCAACACCAGCAGCAGCAGUGAAGCUUCUAACAGCAACACCAUCACCGCCGUUCACCAUGGCUGAGACCAAACCUUUGCCACAGACAGUAGAAGCUGGGGAUUCGAUGAACGGAUUGAGUAUUCAUUCCUACAGUUUUCCGAUAACACAGGGGGCGGUUAUUCAGCGCGUCAAAGGUGGAAUGACAGUAAGAGGCGCUACUUCAAAGUUGAAACCGCAACCGCGACCGCCAUCUACAGCGCAAAGUAUAAGCCAUUCAAAUCAGUCCGUCGCGGGAUCAUCUCUCAGGCGUUUCCCUCUGACGACUGUUGCUUGCCCGCCGUCUGCUCAUAUGGAUUGUGUCAGACUACGUCGGCGCAGUGAUACAUCGAUGAACGUGCCAAAAACGUGCCAGGUUGUGCGGGGUAGAACUUACCGCUCCAACUCGCCAAAGAUUCCUUUUUAUCGAGACAAUUAUUCUCAAAAAAAUGUGUCUUCGGUCGCAGGCGGGGGCGUCUUGACGAAUGCGUGUGCGAUUCCCCCACAGCCUUCAUUUAUUUUUGAUGAAUCAACAGCUGCAUCGAGUGUCGUUUUGCCGAAGUUUUCUGCCUUCAGUAGCACCAAGCGUGGCGAUUCAGGAGUGCCACCAAUAGGGCGUUCUUCUGCAGAGGUGCGGCCAACCUAUCGGCAGGUGAUUCAAAGGAACGUUGUCACAGCUGGCCGAGCAGGCGUGGGCGGAAAAGUCCCGUUUCGACAGGAAUUGAAGAAUCCGUCUGUCGCCUCGCGAAACACGCACAGUACUGCGGGGGCAUAUGGUAAUAGCGCCGGUAGUGGGGUAACGACGGGCGUGGAUAGAUGUAAACGUGACACGGGAGAGAUGGGGUUUUUCGUUGAAGCACCGCCGUCUGAGCUGCGGGUCCCACACAAUGCCCGUCGUUUCCGAGCUGUGCGGGCACCAGAGUAG
This is a messenger RNA of Trypanosoma rangeli, 2979 nucleotides long. Its product is annotated as putative protein kinase. Gene Ontology annotation, molecular function: ATP binding; protein kinase activity. The record is from RefSeq and is a predicted model, not a curated record. Lineage: Eukaryota; Euglenozoa; Kinetoplastea; Trypanosomatida; Trypanosomatidae. Gene Ontology annotation, biological process: protein phosphorylation. The transcript has a single exon. The coding region runs from base 1 to 2979 and encodes 992 amino acids.